Molecule: messenger RNA, 772 nt
Organism: Acanthocheilonema viteae
Lineage: Eukaryota; Metazoa; Nematoda; Chromadorea; Rhabditida; Onchocercidae
Source: the annotation of a GenBank genome assembly
GAUUUCUUUGGAUGAUUUGGAACCUAAAAUUGGUCGAUUCUACGCAUUUGCACAGAAAAUGGCUGGUAUAAACGAUGAAGUUCCGUCGAAAAAUUCUCAGUUAUGUGAAAUUUUACAUUCUGUGGUUGGAAAAAUCAGGUCACGUGUACGUUCAAGAUGCGUUCUGGCUCGAAUCACUCAUUCUCUCCAUGCUUUGAAAGUAUUCGAUGUUUUAAAAAACCGGAAUGAUUUCCCCGAUAACGUCUGUGCAAAGUUGACCGGUUUUCGAAUGAUUACAGCUGAGCAGUUUUUUGGAUAUGGAGCCGUAACAGAAGAAUACCGAAUGCUGAUAGAAUUUGAACGAGGAACAAAUACUAAUAAACAGUUUUACUUUUCUGCAAUGAUUGAAAGAGAUCCAGGAGCAAAACUUCAUGCUUUAAUAUUUGUAUGGGUUGAUAUCAAAUACCCGAAGGUAAAACCAAUUUAUAUCUUAAGUUUCACGCUGGAUAAUACAGAUGUUUCUUCAUCAUUCAACAGUAGUCUUAUUCACUUGGAGCGGGUUUUAAAUGCUGAUUUUACGACCUAUGUGACAUGUGACGAUCCAAAUGCUAUCCUAGAAGCGCAGAUGGCAUUCUUAGUUUCGCGUUUUGAUAUUCUUCUUGAAUCGGGCAGUGCUGCAAAUGGUUGUGGACAAUUCACUCGUGAACAUCUUUUCUCUCGCCCAUAUAGGGGUCGCGAUCAUCAGCUCCCACUUUACUAUCAGAAAAACAUGAAUACAUUUACAUUCCGUUAG